UUGAAAUUAAUACUUGUGUAUAAAUUCCAAGAUUCUGUACGCUAAAGUCGUGAACUAUGUUGUCCAAAAUGCAAAAUAAACCCCCAGGAAGUCAAUCCACCCUUAUGUACAAUAUAACGUUUAUAGAGUUUUAAAUGCACUAUUGUCACCAGGAGAUAAGCCUGUCUGCGGGCAACACCACCAAAACGUUUGGCUCUCUAAAUUAAGGACAUUGAAGGUGUAAAUCCAAAGUGGCUAUUGAUUUCUAGAAUGUGAUGAAUGAGGCUUCAGUGGAUUUAUUUCUCAAUGGCAUGAUAAAUGCAAUUUUCAUUCAAUAAUCACUCAAAAAAAAAGGACAAAUAGCAAAUUUUUCCACUUUUUCCCUGACUAGCCUUUUAAGUAAACAAAUAGAUGUUUAAAAUGCAUAAUAAAAUUCCAUACUCCCGGCUGUUAAAAUGACCCAAACUAUAACCUACAGGAUCAUACAGUGAAAUGGCGGAUGGAUUUUCUAACAUGGUUAACAAUGUGACUGCAUCUCUUAAAAAAGAGGAGUGUAAGACCCUACGGUACCUUUGUACAGAUUUGUUCAACAACAUCUGUGUGGAAGAUUUGAGAGGAGCUUUGUUGGCAUUUGCCAAACAGACACAAACUCAAGCAGGCCAAUCUCAAGCUGGUGAUGCCCUACUGAUGGAGCUCAUGUUCCGAAUGAAGCGCUUUGAUAUCCUAAAGAAGUUUUUUGGCACCAACAGACAACAGGUAGAAGGAAUUGUGAAGAAGGGAGGCGUCCUCUCAGAUUACAGGGUUCUAAUGGCAGAUGUGAGCGAAAACCUGGAGGAUGAGGAAUUACAAUCUCUUAUAUUCCUCCUGAGCAGUACCCUGCCCAAAGAAAGACUAGCUAGAGCUACUUGCUUUCUAGAUGUGGUGGUGGAGUUGGAGAAGUUAGAUGAAGUAUCUUGUGAUAAGCUUGACCUGCUUGAGCAGUGUUUGAGGAACAUUCACAGAAUGGACCUUGUCGAAAGAAUUGAGGCCUAUAAGAAUAGAGGUCAGAAUGUACCAUGUGCAGUCCCGAAGGUUCAGAAUUCUUUUAAGUUCGCCCCUGUGCAACAUCAGUCUCCUGUUCAACCAGUGAAACAAUCACAAUGCUGUUCUCAAGAGUUGAAAAAUUUGAAGCUUUCAGUGCCUGAAACAGGGACACAACAUCAAGAGGCUUUUAUGGAGGAGUAUGAAAUGAAUCUUGAGCAGAGGAAUCUGUGUAUGAUUAUUGACUGUGUUGGCUUUGAUGGAGACUUGUUGAAUCGGACAUUUGAGCGUCUGGGUUUCAGGGUCAUUCUCCACUCUCUCCUGGGUCUAAAAGAAACCCAGAAGGUCUUGGAAGACCUGACCCGCAACAGGAUCCUUCAUGGGGUCAAUCGCUUUGUCUGCUGCAUCAUCAGCAGGGGAACGGACACUCAUCUGUUGGCUACGGACUCUAGUCGCCUUGGCAUCAGGCUGGAGGAUCUCAGGCAGCUUUUCAGCCCAACCCACUGUCCCUCUCUGUGUGGUAAACCCAAACUCUUCUUUACCCUGAUCUACAGGACCUCAGAAGCCCCAAAUACAUGCUCAAUGGACGAUGAAUACCAAGAGACAGAUGCGCCAACAUGCCACUGUUCUAGGAGGCAAUGUGCGGACGCAAGGACUAUCCCAGUGUCUGCGGAUGUCCUUUGGAGCGUGUGCAGAGCAGAGGCAAAGCUGCUGGAAGGGUCUGGCCACCAGUCUGUUUACAUGCAUGCGUUAAGCUCUACCUUACUGCGGGGACGUGAGAGAAAGAUGCUUUUAUUGGACGUCAUGGCAGAGGUGAACAGAAACGUGGUUAGUCACAAUCAACAAAAUCCUGGCAAUGAGUACCACUUUCAACUCUCACACACACUACGCAAGAAACUUUACUUGUAACACUUAAUGUGUACAUCACAACACAAACUUUGUUUUUUUUUCUUUUCACUGUCUCUCUUCCACACACACACACACACACACACACCCACCCUGCACUUGUUUUUUUUUUAGAAUGGAAUUAUUGUUUGUGCCCAUAUAGUGGAUGAAUAAUCUGACCAUAGCUGAAUCCUGCCAUAGCAUCUUGUCCUAUAACAUUGUGUUUUAUGUAUUUGAAAAAUGAUCAAUAUUGCUAUUUAUUUAUGUAUCUUUACCUCCUGUGGCAGCUAAUACGA
Messenger RNA from Sinocyclocheilus rhinocerous, 2180 nucleotides. RefSeq names its product CASP8 and FADD-like apoptosis regulator. The coding region runs from base 472 to 1908 and encodes 478 amino acids. The transcript is spliced from 11 exons. Gene Ontology annotation, biological process: regulation of apoptotic process; proteolysis. Gene Ontology annotation, molecular function: protein binding; cysteine-type endopeptidase activity. The record is from RefSeq and is a predicted model, not a curated record. Lineage: Eukaryota; Metazoa; Chordata; Actinopteri; Cypriniformes; Cyprinidae.